AUGCACGUCCUCAUCAGUGGCGCCGGCAUCGCAGGCCCUACUUUGGCCUUUUGGCUCUCCCGCGUGGGUGCCAGAGCCACGAUCGUCGAGAAGGCGUCGUCCAUGCUGGCUCAGGGUCAGAACAUCGACGUACACGGAACCGCGCUCAACAUCAUCAACAAGAUGGGUCUCUUCGAAGAGCUUCGCAAGCAUCACACGACCGAGAAGGGAACUUGCUUUGUCAACUCCAAAGGCAAGUCCAUCGCCGACUUUCCCGUCGAGGGGUCUGCCGGCAGCCCUACGUCUGAGUUCGAGAUUCUCCGUGGUGACCUCGCCGAACUGCUGUAUAAUUCGGCAAAGUCGCUGCCGGGCGUCGAAUUCAAGUUCGGCACCACCAUCGCCGGGGUCAUCGAGAACGGUCAGGACAAGGUGCGAGUCAAAUUGAGCACGGGCGAGGACCAAGAGUACGACGUACUGGUGGCUGCCGACGGUCAGUGGUCGAGGACACGCAAGCAGGUGUUUGGCGAGGACGCCAUCCAGGUAGUCGACAAGAACGCCUUCUGCGUGUACGGCACCGUGCCGCGAGAGCCGGAGGACACCGACUACUGGGCGAUCUACCACGGUCUCGAUUCGAGGGUGUUGACGACUCGACCCGACAACCACGGCACCACGAGAGCCUUUUUCACUGUCAUGCCGCUUACGCCCGAGAAGAAGGCAGAGUGGAUGUCGGCAGCCCGGGGCGGAGACAGGAAGCAGCAGCUGGAGUUGAUGAACAAAGAGCUCGGCGACAUGGGCUGGAGAGCCCCACGCAUCUUGCGAGAGAUGGAACAUGCCCAUGAUCUCUACUUCCAGCCUAUUCAGCAGAUCAAGAUGGCCAAGUGGCACAAGAAUCGAGUCAUCUGCCUCGGCGACGCAGCCUUUGCGCCAACCCCCUUGACAGGCAUGGGCACUUCGCUCGCCAUCAAUGGAGCCUACCUUUUGUCAGGUCACCUCUCCAAGCUUCAAGCGGACGAGCAUCCGUCCAAGGCAUUCGAAGCAUACGAGGCAGAAUUUCGCCCUUUCGUCGAAGAGAUCCAGAACAUCCCGUCGUUCGUGCCGGGCAUCGCUCAUCCUCGAUACGCUGUGACGAGGUGGCUGUUUCACAGGCUCAUGUCGACCUUGGCCUAUAUCGCGAAAAUUCCGUGGGUUGCUCGCAAGUAUGGGUAUCAAGAUAAGAAGUUCCAGAAUGGUCUGGUGGACGACCUGGAUGCGCCAUAUCCCGAGUUUCCGGCGUUUGAGUCCGCUCAGGCUAUCAAGGCGUGA
This is a messenger RNA of Kalmanozyma brasiliensis GHG001, 1281 nucleotides long. Its product is annotated as Monooxygenase, FAD-binding. Gene Ontology annotation, molecular function: FAD binding. The transcript has a single exon. Bases 1 to 1281 code for a protein of 426 amino acids. Lineage: Eukaryota; Fungi; Basidiomycota; Ustilaginomycetes; Ustilaginales. The record is from RefSeq and is a predicted model, not a curated record.